CUGAUAUAGUCUGAGCCUCCAUGGAGCUGGCCGACGCCCUCGCCCGACGGUACGAUGACCAUGCGCCAGCGUCGGCCCCGGUCGCCGAGCCUGACGUGCUAGCGAGUGUACUUGGCUUGAUGCGAGCGCAUCCCGAGCUGCUGCCCAUCGACCUUGCGUCGCUCCAUCGGCGGCUCGCCCUCCCUCUCGCGAUGGCCGACCUCGAGCGCUCGCUCGCGCCCGCCGUGCAGAGCGGCGCCGUCAUCUUGCAAGUGUUUGGGCACUGGACGUUCCUCACGCACGUCGAGCCGGCGUCACCAGCCGUCGCAGUGGCACCGCGCUGGCGAGGCUAUUGUCCGGCCACAACGCGCGCUGCGUGUCGGCGCGCAUCCGCCGGCGCCGCCUGCCACCUCGUGCACUUUGUGCCUAUUAUAACCCGGAGGACGAAUGCGGCGCUCGGCGACUGCAAGUACCUCGACACGUGUCGCCGUGUUGAGAGCUGCGCGUUUGUCCACUACCGGGUCGAGGACGAUGGCGCACCGGUGCUCGCUGCGGCACCACCGACAACAGCAGUUGCCAUUGCCUGUGACGUGACGACGUAUGACGUGGCGCGCCUCGGGACGUUUGAUGCGAUCGUGAUGGACCCGCCGUGGGAGAUCAACCAACAGCUGAGCUACACCACCUUGUCGGACGAUGCGAUUGGUGGGCUGGCCAUUCCAGCGCUGCAAACCACGGGGUGGAUCUUUCUCUGGGUCACGACCGGAAAGCUCGUGGUCGGCCGGCGGCUGCUGCGGCAAUGGGGCUACGCUGUCGUCGAGGACAUUGUGUGGAUCAAGAUCGAUCAGCUGCAGCAUGUAGCCCACCAAGGUCGGACAGGCCAUUGGCUCAACCACAGCCAGGAGCACUGCCUCGUGGGCCGGAAAGGGCUUGCACCGUCGGCCGCGCGUCUCGACUGCGACGUGAUCGUGGCCGCCCCGCGUGAAAACAGCCGCAAGCCCGACGAGCUCUACCGCCUCGUCGAACGGGUGGUGCCAACUGGUAGGAAGCUCGAGAUCUUUGGCCGCCGCCACAACCUUCGCGACGGCUGGACAACCAUGGGCAACCAGUUAUAGCACCAUGUCUAGUUCUCGUUAUACAUGUCUCAUGGCGUCGUCGGACCCUCCUCGGGCCAGUUGGCACCGACCGACGUUGGCAGGAAGGCCAUCGAGUCGGGCAACGCCAACAGCGAGAGUGCCCGGGCGCGCGGGUCGUAGCGCACUUCGU
Messenger RNA from Saprolegnia diclina VS20, 1242 nucleotides. RefSeq lists its product as hypothetical. Gene Ontology annotation, cellular component: RNA N6-methyladenosine methyltransferase complex. The record is from RefSeq and is a predicted model, not a curated record. Gene Ontology annotation, molecular function: methyltransferase activity; nucleic acid binding. The transcript has 5 exons. NCBI's taxonomy places the organism in Eukaryota, Oomycota, Saprolegniomycetes, Saprolegniales, Saprolegniaceae. The coding region runs from base 21 to 1091 and encodes 356 amino acids.